Messenger RNA from Coregonus sp. 'balchen', 26438 nucleotides. The record is from the annotation of a GenBank genome assembly. Lineage: Eukaryota; Metazoa; Chordata; Actinopteri; Salmoniformes; Salmonidae.
GUGGCGAUCAGAGCGAAGGGGGGAGAGAGCAUUCGAGUGACAGGUAGGAAGGAGCGCAGUUAGCCUACUUGGGUCUCGAUAUUGGCAAUGCAGUCUGCGCUAUUGUUUUAUAUCCCUCUAGAUAUGAGCUAGCCAGUGAUAAUCAUUCCACUGACGAGGUCUGCGACUCACUGCAUCCGGAGUUUAGGACUGAAACCAGGUAGGAAGAAAAGGAAAAGGGGUAGUUUCGGGCCGGGAGAGCCGAAUAACACAUCGCCGGCUUCCGGGGAUUCAGGGCAGCAUUGAGAAACAGCAGACGGUCUUCGGAAGGGCGAGCAUCCAUUAUAUAUAAUUUGGAUAGACAACCACUGCUGUAGUGGAACCCUAAACAUGUCAAGAAAGGUCCACAGAACCGAAGUAUGCGCCGACUGCAGUGCACCAGGUACGAUGAAAACUGAAACAAUGCGUUGUUUUAGUCUUUGAGAUGGGCUAGCUGGCGACAUUGAGGUGGGACGGCGGAGGCCUGUGCCUGCUGUCAGUACAAUAAAACGGCGCAGGUUCCCAGGCAGUUAGUUAGUCAGGCCUUUAAACAGAGUGAAAUUUGCAUUUUCAGUGCGUGUGGAUAAAUGAAGUGACUAUAAAGUUACUUUGGUUUAUUUGAUAAGAAUCAUAUUCUGUGGAUGAAUUUGAGUGUGGCAGAUUUGUUUCGCCUGCUUGACUAGCUCGCUAGCCAGCGCAGCUAGCCAAGCAAGCAACGUUAGACGUUUGUUUUUAUUUAUCUUGAUAGCUAGCUAGCUAACGUUACUGGUUGUGUUAACUGCCACAUCUAGCUGGUAGCUAACUACCUACCUACCUAGCAUGCUAACAAAUGAGAAAGGGUGUCUGUCUUGUCUAACUUGAAUAGCUUGCUAUCACAGCUUUUUGCCUGUAAAGUUGUCUCUGUAGCUAGAACUGAGCUGGCCACACGGGCUAACUGGCUAGGUAAGUUAGCUAGUUCAAUUUGAAGACGCCAGGCUAAUUAGCUAGCUACAUCUAGCUAGUUUGGCUUGUCUUCCUCCAGAAUACUUUUAUAAAUGUGACGAAUUCCAUGUUGUAAUAUGUGUAGAUAGUUAACUAGUGUGCUAAUGUUCAGAGACAAGAACAUUAGCUGAACGUUGUUACUGAGUUAGCUAGCUAGCUAGUUACAUUAUCAUAAAAUAGUAGUUUAAGCUAGUUGGCUAGCUAACGUUAGUUAACUAGCUAGCUGCCUGCAACUACCCAAAGCCAAUGGGUUAGCAAACAGUGCGGCGCAGAGUAGGGGCGUUGAUAUUAGCACUAGCAGAGGUUGUGAAUAGUGAUUGAGUGAGUGCCUGUAAUCUGGACCCCUGACCUGUUUAGACUGCUCCAUCUGUAGGCAAAACCAAACACUUUUAGCUUGAUCCUUCAUGGCAUUGUUUUAGUAUGAGUUGCUCAUAAAAUCCGAAAUUGACUUGCAAAUCAUGAAGACUACAUUCUCCAACUCUUGUGUUUGUCUGAAACAUUAUUGUGCCCACACAACUGAUGUGAUGGCAUCCUGGCCCUCCCUGCCGGCAUAGCCUUGGCCUUGCACAUUUAGCCCCACCUGCCCCAAUGUUUUGGGGAGGAGGAGAGUUUGGAAUGGGGGUUGGUUGGGAUGGUGUGCAUGGCAGCUGCUCUCUCCCUCACAGCUGCUCUCCCUUCAGGAAUGUGUUUCUGCUCUGUGAGCCUCUUCUGCACUAUCCCAGCUGAUUUAUGACACUCCUGACCAUCACUCCUCUGCAGUUACCUGCGUUAGCCUGGCCUGCCUGUACACCUACUCUGUGUGUGCACUGUGCACUUUAUUACUUAGUCUACCAUCAGCUUUCUGCAGCCCCGGCGGCCCCUCCCCUUCUGGGCAGUGGCAGCUCUAGCAAGCUGCUGACCACACCACUAGUGUGUGACUCCUUGCAACCCUCCACACUGGAAUAGCUACUGAACUCAUAAACAACCUCCAUAUUGUGGUAGAAGUCAUAUAGCCACUAUAGGCUAUUUGUUACUGCCAGUAUGCUCAUAAGGCCUUUUUGUUUUUCUGUUAUAAUAUGAUUUGAGUUUUAUGGGUUGUGAUGGGCACCACAGCAUGUGGUAGAAUGCUAGACUGAAGAGAGGGCUAUAGCCUUCAGUAGUGUUGGCUGUAGAUAUAGUGGUAAAAGAGAGUGGCCCCAUAUGCGCUGUGUCUGCCUGUCUGUGUGAGUACAUGCGUAUGAAAUCACAUUAGGCACUGCACACACUAAGUGGAAGUAAGUGUGGAAAUGGUGAGGAAGAGCAAUGGGGCUGUUCUGUGAAGCAUGAAUUAUGACGAGAUUUAACUUUUAGUGUCAAUAAAUUGAACCUAUAUCAAGGAAGAGGACCUGCUUCCCACUCUUAACAUUUGGUUUAGCGCUCUGCUUUGUUCUGCUCAGCCAUGGGUACAAACCCAACAAUUAAUUGCUGCUUUUCAUAGAUUACAAUAUUUGAAAACCAUAGGCAUGCUUUGUUGAGUAUUGCCAAUAGCUAUUUGUUUCAAAAUUGUCCCUCAAGAACAGAUCUCUCUCUGCAUGUAUUUAUUCUGCACCAGCCCAAUCUCUUAGGCUUGGCUCUUAGGCCUACCAAUUGAAGAAAAAAACGAAUGCUCCAUCUAGUUCCUCUGACAUUUGCACGUUAGCUUAGCCUAAUUGUAGCAGGAUCCUGAGGGUGUAGGCUAACCUUGCCCCAGCCAUAUUUUUUUAAUAUUUAUUUUUAUUUCACCAUUAUUUAACCAGGUAAGCCAGUUGAGAACAAGUUCUCAUUUACAACUGCGACCUGGCCAAGAUAAAGCAAAGUAGUGCGAUUAAAAACAACAACACAGAGUUACAUAUGGGGUAAAACAAAACAUAAAGUCAAAAAUACAACAGAAAAUAUAUAAACAGUGUGUGCAAAUGUAGCAAGUUAUGGAGGUAAGGCAAUAAAUAGGCUAUAGUGCAAAAUAAUUACAAUUACUAUUAACACUGGAAUGAUAGAUGUGCAAGAGAUGAUGUGCAAAUAGAGAUACUGGGGUGCAAUGAGCAAAAUAAAUAACAAUAUGGGGAUGAGGUAGUUGGGUGGGCUAAUUUCAGAUGGGCUGUGUACAGGUGCAACUGAUGCUUAAAGUUAGUGAGGGAGAUAAGAGUCUCCAGCUUCAGAGAUUUUUGCAAUUAGUUCCAGUCAUUGGCAGCAGAGAACUGGAAGGAAUGGCGGCCAAAGGAGGUGUUGGCUUUGGGGAUGACCAGUGAGAUAUACCUGCUGGAGCGCAUACUACGGGUGGGUGUUGCUAUGGUGACCAAUGAGCUAAGAUAAGGCAGGGAUUUGCCUAGCAGGGAUUUGCCUAGCAGUGAUUUUAUAGAUGGCCUGGAGCCAGUGGGUUUGGCGAUGAACAUGUUGUGAGGACCAGCCAACAAGAGCGUACAGGUCACAGUGGUGGGUAGUAUAUGGGGAUUUGGUGUGAUAGACUACAUCCAAUUUGCUGAGUAGAGUGUUGGAGGCUAUUUUGUAAAUGACAUCGCCGAAGUCAAGGAUCGGUAGGAUAGUCAGUUUUACGAGGGCAUGUUUGGCAGCAUGAGUGAAGGAGGCUUUGUUGCGAAAUAGGAAGCCGAUUCUAGAUUUAACUUUGGAUUGGAGAUUCUUAAUGUGAGGCUGGAAGGAGAGUUUACAGUCUAACCAGACACCUAGGUAUUUGUAGUUGUCCACAUACUCUAGGUCAGACCCGUCGAGAGUAGUGAUUCUAGUUGGGUGGGCGGGUGCCAGCAGCGUUCGAUUGAAGAGUAUGCAUUUAGUUUUACUAGUGUUUAAGAGCAGUUGGAGGCUACUGAAGGAGUGUUGUAUGGUAUUGAAGCUCAUUUGGAGGUUUGUUAACACAGUGUCCAAUGAAGGGCCAGAUGUAUACAAAAUGGUGUCGUCUGCGUAGAGGUGGAUCUGAGAGUCACCAGCAGCAAGAGCGACAUCAUUGAUAUACACUAAGAAAAUAGUCGGCCCAAGAAUGGAACCCUGUGGCACCCCCAUAGAGACUUUCAUAGGUCCAGACAACAGGCACCCCGAUUUGACACAUUGAACUCUAUCUGAGAAGUAGUUGGUGAACCAGGCGAGGCAGUCAUUUGAGAAACCAAGGCUAUUUAGUCUGCCAAUAAGAAUGCGGUGGUUGACAGAGUCUUGGCCAGGUCGAUGAAGACGGCUGUACAGUACUGUUUAUUAUCGAUCACGGUUAUAAUAUCGUUUAGGACCUUGAACGUGGCUGAGGUGCACCCAUGACUAGUUCGGAAACCGGAUUGCAUAGCGGAGAAGGUACAGUGGGAUUCGAAAUGGUCGGUGAUCUGUUUGUUAACUUGGCUUUCAAAAACGUUCGAAAGGCAGGGCAGGAUGGAUAUAGGUCUGUAACAGUUUGGAUCUAGAGUGUCACCCCCUUUGAAGAGGGGGAUGACCGCGGCAGCUUUCCAAUCUCUGGGGAUCUCAGACGUUACGAAAGAGAGGUUGAACAGGCUAGUAAUAGGGGUUGCGACAAUUUCGGCGGCUAGUUUUAGAAAGAAAGGGUCCAGAUUGUCUAGCCCAGAUGAUUUGUAGGGGUCCAGAUUUUGCAGCUCUUUCAGAACAUCAGCUGUCUGAAUUUGUGUGAAGGAGAAGCAGGGGGGGGCAUGGGCAAGUUGCAGCGGAGGAUGCAGAGCUGGUGGCCGGGGUAGUGGUAGCCAGGUGGAAAGCAUGGCCAGCCGUAGCAAAAUGCUUGUUGAAAUUCUCGAUUAUUGUAGAUUUAUCGGUGGUGAUAGUGUUUCCUAGCCUCAGUGCAGUGGGCAGCUGGGAGGAGGUGCUCUUAUUCUCCAUGGACUUUACAGUGUCCCAAAACCUUUUGGAGUAAGUGCUACAGAAUGCAAAUUUCUGUUUGAAAAAGUUAGCCUUUGCUUUCCUAACUGCUUGUGUAUAUUGGUUCCUAACUUCCCUGAAAAGUUGCAUAUCGCGGGGGCUAUUUGAUGCUAAUGCAGUACGCCACAGGAUGUUUUUGUGCUGGUCAAGGGCAGUCAAGUCUGAGGAGAACCAGGGGCUAUAUCUGUUCUUAGUUCUGUCUUUUUUGAAUGGGGCAUGUUUAUUUAAGAUUGAGAGGAAAUUACUUUUAAAGAACAACCAGGCAUCCUCUACUGACGGAAUGAGAUCUAUAUCCUUCCAGGAUACCUGGGCCAGGUCAAUUAGAAAGGCCUGCUCGCUAAAGUGUUUUAGGGAGCGUUUGACAGUGAUGAGGGGUGGUCGUUUGACCGCGGACCCGUUACGGACGCAGGCAAUAAGGCAGUGAUCGCUGAGAUCCUGGUUGAAGACAGCAGAGGUGUAUUUAGAGGGUAAGUUAGUCAGGAUGAUAUCUAUGAGGGUACCCAUGUUUACGGAUUUAGGGUUGUACCUGGUAGGUUCAUUGAUAAUUUGUGUGAGAUUGAGGGCAUCUAGUUUGGAUUGUAGGAUGGCCGGGGUGUUAAGCAUAUCCCCAUUUAGGUCACCAAGCAGUACGAACUCUGAGAAUAAAUGGGGGGCAAUAAAUUCACAUAUGGUGUCCAGGGCACAGCUGGGGGCUGAGGGGGGUCUGUAGCAAGCGGCAACAGUGAGAGACUUAUUUCUGGAAAGGUGGAUUUUUAGAAGUAGAAGCUCAAACUGUUUGGGCACAGACCUGGAUAGUAUGAUAGAGCUCUGCAGGCUCUCUCUACAGUAGAUUGCAACUCCACCCCCUUUGGCAGUUCUAUCUAGAUGGAAAAUGUUGUAGUUGGGGAUGGACAUUUCAGAAUUUUUGGUGGCUUUCCUAAGCCAGGAUUCAGACACUGCUAGAACAUCAGGGUUGGCGGAGUGUGCUAACGCAGUGAAUAACUCAAACUUAGGAAGGAGGCUUCUGAUGUUAACGUGCAGAAAACCAAGGCUUUUACGGUUACAGAAGUCAACAAAUGAUAGCUCCUGGAGAGUAGGAGUGAUACUGGGGGCUGCAGGGCCUGGGUUAGCCUCUACAUCACCAGAGGAACAGAGGAGGACUAGAAUAAGGAUACGGCUAAAGGCUUUAAGAACUGGUCUUCUAGUGCGUUGGGUACAGAGAAUAAAGGGGGCAGAUUUCCGGGCGUUGUAGAAAAGAUUCAGGGCAUUAUGUACAGACAAGGAUAUGGAAGGAAUUGAAUGACUAGACUGUGUGGCCAAUGGUUCUCUUUGUGCCCACUGAACUCUGGACUUGUGUAGUAUGAUGAUCUCAUUACCACCUAAAGGCACAAUUGGGUGGUACUGGAAUUUUAAAGGUCAGACUUGUAUUUAGGCUAUACAGUAUGACGCUAAUAAUAAAGGCGUUUCUUUGCGUUUUGUUGAUUUCAUGGUCCCGAGAACUCCUUUUUAGAGUGUCAUUGAAACUUCACGUCAGACAAACUGUCAGCCUAUUCCUCACUCUCACAGUAGGCUAUUUGAUUAUUUUAAAUGUGUGCAGUAAAUAAUAAUGUCAAAUAUUAGGCCUAACUUUAUUACCGGUAAAACAAAGCUAUAGGCCUAAUGAUGAACCUGAGAUGAGCUAGGCCUAGUAGCCAGUUGUCAGAGGUGGGUUUUUGCUAAAUAGCCUAAGUUGUACACACCUGACCCUCCCCCUCUCCCUCCUCUCUCUCACUUUAUCUUUCUCUCUUUCUCUGUGUUUUCAGAUCCGGGCUGGACCAGCAUCAACAGGGGCGUUCUGAUCUGUGACGAGUGCUGCUCGGUGCACCGCAGCCUGGGACGCCACAUCUCCAUCGUCAAGCACCUGCGGCACAGCGGCUGGCCCCCUGCACUGCUGCAGGUACCUGGGGGGGGGGACAAGAUGGGGGCUGGGCUGGAGGGGGAGUGGGCACUGGGGAUCAUUACUGAUGGGUGUAGAAGUAGCCUAGUAGCCCAGUAUUUGGCAAGCGGCUAAAUGACAAGUAACCCACGUCAACCAAUCUAUUAGACCUAUACCUGUUUAUUACAGAUUUAUAACAUGUAUAUCCAUAAACUAAUAAUUAACAGUUUAUAAACUACAUAUAAAUUAGGGCUGGGAAUUGCCAAUAUGAUAUGUAUUGCGAUUUCACGAUUCUAUAUGUAUUGCGAUUCGAUAAUACGAUUUUAUUGCGAAUUGAAUGUUCCAAACAUAUUGCUCACUAUAUGUCUGCUGCAGAGAGACGAGCGAACAUGGAAAUAAAAGUGCUGAAAACAUGUUGGCUCACUAUUUAAAAAGAAGAUGAACAAGCUAUAGCACAGGCACAGCUGACUAGCGCUAGCUAACGCUACCUAGAAAAACAAUUAAAUCAAAUCAAAUCAAAUUUUAUUGGUCACAUGCGCCGAAUACAACAGGUGCAGACAUUACAGUGAAAUGCUUACUUACAGCCCUUAACCAACAGUGCAUUUAUUUUAAACAAAAAAAGUAAGAAUAAAACAACAACAAAAAAAGUGUUGAGAAAAAAAGAGCAGAAGUAAAAUAAAGUGACAGUAGGGAGGCUAUAUAUACAGUAAAAUAAAGUGACAGUAGGGAGGCUAUAUAUACAGGGGGGUACCGUUGCAGAGUCAAUGUGCGGGGGCACCGGCUAGUUGAGGUAGUUGAGGUAAUAUGUACAUGUGGGUAGAGUUAAAGUGGCUAUGCAUAAAUACUUAACAGAGUAGCAGCAGCGUAAAAAGGAUGGGGUGGGGGGGCAGUGCAAAUAGUCCGGGUAGCCAUGAUUAGCUGUUCAGGAGUCUUAUGGCUUGGGGGUAGAAGCUGUUGAGAAGUCUUUUGGACCUAGACUUGGCACUCCGGUACCGCUUGCCGUGCGGUAGCAGAGAGAACAGUCUAUGACUAGGGUGGCUGGAGUCUUUGACAAUUUUGAGGGCCUUCCUCUGACACCGCCUGGUAUAGAGGUCCUGGAUGGCAGGGAGCUUUGCCCCAGUGAUGUACUGGGCCGUACGCACUACCCUCUGUAGUGCCUUGCGGUCAGAGGCCAAGCAGUUGCCAUACCAGGCGGUGAUGCAACCAGUCAGGAUGCUCUCGAUGGUGCAGCUGUAGAAUUUUUUGAGGAUCUGAGGACCCAUGCCAAAUCUUUUUAGUCUCCUGAGGGGGAAUAGGCUUUGUCGUGCCCUCUUCACGACUGUCUUGGUGUGUUUGGACCAUGAUAGUUCGUUGGUGAUGUGGACACCAAGGAACUUGAAGCUCUCAACCUGUUCCACUACAGCCCCGUCGAUGAGAAUGGGGGCGUGCUCAGUCCUCUUUUUUUUCCUGUAGUCCACAAUCAUCUCCUUUGUCUUGGUCACGUUGAGGGAGAGGUUGUUGUCCUGGCACCACACGGCCAGAUCUCUGACCUCCUCCCUAUAGGCUGUCUCAUCGUUGUCGGUGAUCAGGCCUACCACUGUUGUGUCGUCGGCAAACUUAAUGAUGGUGUUGGAGUCGUGCCUGGCCAUGCAGUCAUGGGUGAACAGAGAGUACAGGAGGGGACUGAGUUGAGGAUCAGUGUGGCAGAUGUGUUGUUACCUACCCUUACCACCUGGGGGCGGCCCGUCAGGAAGUCCAGGAUCCAGUUGCAGAGGGAGGUGUUUAGUCCCAGGAUCCUUAGCUUAGUGAUGAGCUUAGAGGGCACUAUGGUGUUGAAUGCUGAGCUGUAGUCAAUGAAUAGCAUUCUCACGUAGGUGUUCCUCUUGUCCAGGUGGGAAAGGGCAGUGUGGAGUGCGAUAGAGAUUGCAUCAUCUGUGGAUCUGUUGGGGCGGUAUGCAAAUUGGAGUGGGUCUAGGGUUUCUGGGAUUAUGCUGUUGAUGUGAGCCAUGACCAGUCUUUCAAAGCACUUCAUGGCUACAGACGUCAGUGCUACGGGUCGGUAGUCAUUUAGGCAGGUUAUCUUAGAGUUAUUGGGCACGGGGACUAUGGUGGUCUGCUUGAAACAUGUUGGUAUUACAGACUCAGUCAGGGACAUGUUGAAAAUGUCAGUGAAGACACUUGCCAGUUGGUCAGCACAUGCUCGGAGUACACGUCCUGGUAAUCCGUCUGGCCCUGCGGCCUUGUGAAUGUUGACCUGCUUAAAAGUCUUACUCACAUCGGCUACGGAGAGCGUGAUCACAUAGUCGUCCGGAACAGCUGGUGCUCUCAUGCAUGCUUCAGUGUUGCUUGCCUCGAAGCGAGCAUAGAAGUGGUUUAGCUCGUCUGGUAGGCUUGUGUCACUGGGCAGCUCGCGGCUGUGCUUCCCUUUGUAGUCUGUAAUAGUUUUCAAGCCCUGCCACAUCCGACGAGCGUCAGAGCCAGUGUAGUAUGAUUCAAUCUUAGACCUGUAUUGACUCUUUGCCUGUUUGAUGGUUCGUCGGAGGUCAUAGCGGGAUUUCUUAUAAGCGUCCGGGUUAGAGUCCCGUUCCUUGAAAGCGGCAGCUCUACCCUUUAGCUCAGUGCGGAUGUUUCCUGUAAUCCAUGGCUUCUGGUUGGGGUAUGUACGUACGGUCACUGUGGGGACGACAUCAUCGAUGCACUUAUUGAUGAAGCCAGUGACUGAUGUGGUGUACUCCUCAAUGCUGUCUGAAGAAUCCCGGAACAUGUUCCAGUCUGUGCUAGCAAAACAGUCCUGUAGCUUAGCAUCUGCGUCAUCUGACCACUUUUUUAUUAACCGAAUCACUGGUGCUUCCUGCUUCAGUUUUUGCUUAUAAGCAGGAAUCAGGAGGAUAGAGUUAUGGUCAGAUUUGCCAAUGGAGGGCGAGGGAGAGCUUUGUAUGCGUCUCUGUGUGUGGAGUAAAGGUGGUCUAGAGUUUUUUUCCCUCUGGUUGCACAUUUAACAUGCUGGUAGAAAUUAGGUAGAACGGAUUUAAGUUUCCCUGCAUUAAAGUCCCCGGCUACUAGGAGCACUGCAUCUGGAUGAGCGUUUUCCUGUUGAUUAAUGGCCUUGUACAACUCAUUCAGUGCAAUCUUAAUGCCAGCAUUGGUUUGUGGUGGUAAAUAGACAGCUAUGAAAAAUAUAGAUGAAAACUCUCUUGGUAAAUAGUGUGGUCUACAUUUAUCGUCCAAAAUAAUAUUGCGAUAUGUAACUAUCAAUUUUUUCCCCCCAUCACUAAUAUAAAGUAAGUGUUACCUGGCUGCUGGUCAUAUAAGAUUUGAGAAUACUUUUGUUAGGAACUGGCUUUUUUUAAAUUUUCUUUUUUGUAUUUUCACUUUAUUCAGACAGGAAGGAAAUGAGUGGGGAGGGAGAUGCAGAGAGUGGCGCUGGGGUCGGGAUUCGCACCCACGCUUGGUGGUGUAUUUUUAAUUUUAUUUUACCUUUAUUUAACUAGGCAAGUCAGUUAAGAACAAAUUAUUAUUUACAAUGACGGCCUACACCGGCCAAACCCGGACGACGCUGGGCCAAUUGUGCGCCGCCCUAUGGGACUCCCAAUCACGGCCGGUUGUGAUACAGCCUGGAAUCGAACCAGGGGGUCUGUAGUGACGCCUCAAGCGCUGAGAUGCAGUGCCUUAGACCACUGUAUAGUGUUGCAGGCGGUGGCGUUACCCACUAGACCAGCCUCAGGCACAGGAAGAGGCUUUGAUUAGCUCUAAGAGGACGUUCCAAGCAAACAUUAGAUCAUUUCAUGUUAGGGCUGUGUUGUCGUGUGUCUCACCAGUGUGUGUGUGUGUGUGUGUGUGUCUUUGUCUGUGUGUGUGUGUGUGUGUGUGUGUGUUUUAGAUGGUGCAGACCCUGGCCAGUAAUGGGGCUAACUCGAUUUGGGAGCACUCCCUGCUUGACCCAGCGCAGGUGCAGAGCGGCCGCAGGAAACCCAACCCACAGGACAAAGUCCAGUAAGUUUUUUUUAUUUAUUUCACGUUUCACAACAUAUUUCACGAUACGUCAGAUGAGAACCAAUUCUCAUUUACAAUGAUGACCUGGGUGAAAACAUUCCCCGCUUACCUAUAGUGUCUGUUUGUGGAACUCACUCUCCCCCACCAAGAUCUCAAGAGAUGUAUUUUCACUCUGUCAAUUGUUAUAGUCCGAUCAGGCUAAUAAGCUUAUGUGUUAGAUGCAGCUCAGCCUUGGGUCAUUAGCUAGUAUCAGACUGUUAUGGGAUCAGAGAGGAUUUACCCCUCGGCGUCUCCUGCAGCAAUGAUUCAUACAUACAGUUGAUGUCUUACCCAGUUUGUCCCAACCCUCUCCUCUCUCUGUUUGUGUGCGCGUUUGCACAGCCCCACCAAGUCCGAGUUCAUCCGCGCCAAGUACCAGAUGCUAUCCUUCGUCCACAAGCUGCCGUGCCGCGAUGACGACGGUGUUACCACCAAGGACCUCAGUAAGGUGAGGCCCCACCCCCUCAGGUCAGGGUUCAGAGGGUGACGUCCUUCACAGGCUGGGCUCGUCCACUCAUGGCCAUGGCUGGUGGGCCGGGCUGCCUCCCACUGAGGCUCUACACACACGCACACACACACACACACACACACACACACACACACAGAGAGCCUGCCUUUCUUCUUCUCUCCCCUGUAGGCAGGAAGGAAGCACCUUAAUGACACCACAGGAAUAACUAAUGGAAGCCACUGUGUGGAUCUAUUAAACACCACUAAUGAGGGGAUUCACAGGGUCUCUCUCUCUCGCUCUCCCCCUCUCUCUCAGCAACUGCACUCCAGUGUGAGGACAGGGAGUCUGGAGACAUGUCUACGGCUGCUGUCCCUGGGAGCACAGGCCAACUUCUUCCACCCGGUGAGACUUAUACCACACCCACCCUCCCACCCCCUGUUACUGCAAAUUACCCACUUUCUCACCACAUACACUCACAACCCCGCUAUAGAGCAUCGGUCCAAUCGGUCUAUGCUGUGUCCGUGCUCCCAUAAUUCCCUAUUUGAAGUAAUGAUGUGUGUGUGUCUGUGUGCGUGCAUGUGACUGUGUGUCUCUGUGUGUGUGUGUGUGUGGUUGUCCUCUCAGGAGAAGGGCACCACUCCACUCCAUGUGGCAGCCAAGGCAGGCCAGGUUCUGCAGGCAGAGCUGCUGGUUGUGUACGGAGCUGACCCCGGAGCCCCGGACAUCAAUGGACGCACACCCAUGGACUAUGCCAGGUAGGCUACAACAGAGGUCUAUUCAUUAGUGUACACUGUUGCGAAACGUUUUGCAACGUAAAAUGUUUUGCAAGGAAAACAAGGGUUUCUUAUUGGACAAGUUCAGGUAGUCCCUUCCCGUUUGGCCAUGUUUGUUUUUGUUACUUGUGAAUACACCCCUGGUUCACUCUUUUUGAACAUAGUAUACAUACACACACAGUUUUGUGUGUGACUGUCAUAAGGUAGUCAGUGUGUUUUUUUGUUGCUGCUGUAUUGUGUCAGCAAGCUGUGUCAUACAGUUGAAGUCGGAAGUUUACAUACACUUAGGUUGGAGUCAUUAAAACUUGUUUUUCAACCACUCCACACAUUUCUUGUUAACAAACUAUAGUUUUGGCAAGUCGGUUAGGACAUCUACUUUGUGCAUGACACAAGUAAUUUUUCCAACAAUUGUUUCCAGACAGAUUAUUUCACUUAUAAUUCACUUAUAAUUUACAUACACUAAAUUGACUGUGCCUUUAAACAGCUUGGAAAAUUCCAGAAAAUGAUGUCAUGGCUUUAGAAGCUUCUGACAUCAUUUGAGUCAAUUGGAGAUGUACCUGUGGAUGUAUUUCAAGGCCUACCUUCAAACUCAGUGCCUCUUUGCAUGACAUCAUGGGAAAAUCAAAAGAAAUCAGCCAAGUUCUGGUUCAUCCUUGGGAGCAAUUUCCAAACGCCUGAAGGUACCACGUUCAUCUGUACAAACAAUAGUACGCAAGUAUAAACACCAUGGGACCACGCAGCCGUCAUACCGCUCAGGAUGGAGACACGUUCCGUCUCCUAGAGAUAAACGUACUUUGGUGCGAAAAGUGCAAAUCAAUCCCAGAACAACAGCAAAGGACCUUGUGAAGAUGCUGGAGGAAACAGGUACAAAGGUAUCUAUAUCCACAGUAAAACGAGUCCUAUAUCGACAUAACCUGAAAGGCCGCUCAACAAGGAAGAAGCCACUGCUCCAAAACCGCCAUAAAAAAGCCAGACUACGGUUUGCAGCUGCAGAUGGGGACAAAGAUCGUACUUUUUGGAGAAAUGCUUGCAAGCCGAAGAACACCAUCCCAAUCUCUGGCUUGCAAGCCGAAGAACACCAUCCCAAUCGUGAAGCACGGGGGUGGCAGCAUCAUGCUGUGGGGGUGCUUUGCUGCAGGAGGGACUGGUGCACUUCACAAAAUAGAUGGCAUCAUGAGGAAGGAAAAUUAUGUGGAUAUAUUGAAGCAACAUCUCAAGACAUCAGUCAGGAAGUUAAAGCUUGGUCGCAAAUGAGUCUUCCAAAUGGACAAUGACCCCAAGCAUACUUCCAAUGUUGUGGCAAAAUGGCUUAAGGACAACAAAGGCAAGGUAUUGGAGUGGCCAUCGCAAAGCCCUGACCUCAAUCGUAUAGAAAAUGUGUGGGCAGAACUGAAAAGGCGUGUGCGUGCAAGGAGGCCUACAAACCUGACUCAGUUACACCAGCUCUGUCAGGAGGAAUGGGCCAAAAUUCACCCAACCUAUUGUGGGAAGCUUGUGGAAGACUACCCGAAACGUUUGACCCAAGUUAAACAAUUUAAAGGCAAUGAUACCAAAUACUAAUUGAGUGUAUGUAAACUUCUGACCCACUGGAAAUGUGAUGAAAGAAAAAAAAGCUGAAAUAAAUAAUUCUCUCUACUAUUAUUCUGACAUUUCACAUUCUUAAAAUAAAGUGGUGAUCCUAACUGACCUAAGACGACAGGGCAUUUUUACUAGGAUUAAAUGUCAGGAAUUGUGAAAAACUGAGUUUAAAUGUAUUUGGCUAAGGUGUACGUAAACUUCCGACUUCAACUGUAUAUACAGUUAUAGGAUCUGAUCGUUGUGUUUGUGGCAGGCAAGCGGGCCAGGUGGAGCUGGCAGAGCGGCUGGUGGAGUGUCAGUACGAGCUCACAGACAGGCUGGCCUUCUACCUGUGUGGCCGACGCCCUGGUAGGUGACCUUUUACCCCUGCCAAGGACCUUACAGAGGGCUCAGAGUUGAAGCGAUAAUCAGCAAUCAAGUCGUUGAGAUCUCGCUCGGUGGGUGUAUCCUUCAAACAGCUAUCAUGACGGCAGUUUUGUUGUUGGCCAAUGUCAGAGCUGGCUAACAAGAGCUGCCUGCCCUCUCCCUACAUUUGCAUAAUAUUGGGACAUUUUCAAUUCUAUUCACUAGUUCUCAUCGCCGACCGCUAAGUCGCUGUGUUUCUCUUUGUGUCUCCUCCUUCCAUUGAACAUGACUGGUUGGUGGUUGCUAGGUCGCUGAUUACCGCUCCAAGUAUGGACCCACUGUUAGGCCUAACUAUUAAGGCGUCUUUCACCCAAUGAAUGUUUUACACAAUACAAUGACUUCACUCCAUUUUACUCUAUCCUGCAGAUCACAAGAAUGGGCAUUAUAUAAUUCCUCAGAUGGCUGACAGGUAAGUGUCGAAGGGUCAUGUGUUCAGGGUCAACAUUGGGUGGGAGGGUGUGGGGAGUAUAUUUAUAAAUCUGCAUGGUGGUUGAUAUUUAUUAUACAUAGGGGUGGUUUUUCAGACACAGAUUAAGGCUAAUCCUGGACUAAAAAGUGUUUUCAAAUGAGAUUCUCUAUUGAGCAUGCUUUUUAGUCCAGUAUUAGGCUUAAUCUAUGUCUGUAAAACCACCCAAUAAUGUAUUUUUGUCUUUCACGUGACAUGAUAUUCUGACAAUGCCUUUGAUUGUCUGGAAUCUACAAUGAAAUGUUAUGAAUACCAUGUAAUAUUCUGGGACAAUUGAAGUGGCUAGGUGUAAUGCAGUGUUUUGACCAGUAGGUUGUGCCCUGCCGUUAGUCAGUCUGUACUGCUAGAGAGAGGAGCGAAAGCCCCUGGCACACUAAUGAUGCUGACUGCAUGUCUGUCUGCUGAGCUACAACAGACUUCUACCACACUGUUCUUACUGUACUGUACUAUACUCUGUACUAUACUGUACCAUACUCUGGGAGUCUACUCUUGUGAGCAGUGGAGAACUAGUGGCGGUAUUCACAAAGUGUCUGAGUAGCUGAUCUAGGAUCAGUUUUACCUUAGAUAAUAAUUCAGACGAUUAUAUAGACUGAGGCGGACCUGAUCCUACAUCAGCACUCCUACUCUGAGACACUUUGUGAAUAUGGGCCCUGGUGUUUAUGGGGUUUAUCCCCCUCCCUCCCUCUCUCUCUCUCUCUAUUGCUUUCUACCUGUCUCUUUCUUGUCUCGCUCACUCGUUUUCUGUUCUCUCCAUCUUUGCUGCGCUUGUGGAGGCAGAGCUCGCCCUAAGUGCCCGACACAGAGGUAUCUCUCUUUUCUCUUUCGCUCUCACUCCUUCAACAUCCCCCCUUUUUUCCUCUUUUAUCCCAUGUGCUCAUCAUCUUCUCGCUGGUGUUAGGGAAGGAGGGAGGGAUUCCUGUAAUAUUCUGUCUACCUUUUUAUAUAGUAGUAUUACUUUUAGGAUGUCUUGAUUCAAUAAACAGUGAUGAGAGCCCUUUGCUUUUAAAUAGGAGGCUGGUAUUUUAUCCCAUUAUCAGGUUGGCUACUGUAUCUAGACCACCAGGACUCAUUUUAGAUAAUACAAGUACUUAUGCCUAUCGUUUUGAAUGUUGUCAAACUGAAAUUGAAGGAGCUACAGGUAACUGCCAAAAUAAAGGAAACACCAACAUAAAGUGUCUUAAUAGGGCGUUGGGCCACCAUGAGCCAGAACAGCUUCAAUACACCUUGGCAUAGUUCAGGGGUAGACAACUCUAGUCCUGUUUUUCAUUUCACCGACCUGGAAGAUCAGGUGUGUUGAAUUUAGGCAAUCACUGAACUGAUCAAUUAGCUUAGUUGGUUAGGUGUGGUGCCUAGUUGGAAGAAACUCCAGCAGUACCUGCGGUACUCCAGGAACAGGGUUGCCUACCCUUGGCAUAGAUUCUACAAGUGUCUGGAACUGUAUUGGAGGGAUGCGACACCGUUCUGCCUCAAGAAAUUUCCCAAAUGUUGGGGUUUCUGUUGAUGGUGGAAAAAAACGCUGUCUCAGGCGCCGCUCCAGAAUCUCCCAUAAGUGUUCAAAUGGGUUGAGAUCUGGUGACAGACUGCCAUGGCAUAUGAUUAACAGCGUUCUCAUGCUCAUCAAACCAUUCAGUGACGACUUGUGCCCUGUGGAUGGGGACAUUGUCAUCCUAUGAGGGCAUAGCCAAAAUAAUGGCCUGCCCAGCAUUUCUAUACAUGACCCUAAGCAUGAUGGAAUGUUAAUUGCUUAAUUAACUCAGGAACCACAUCUGUAUGGAAGCACCUGCUUUCAAUAUACUUCUCUCAUUUACUCAAUUGUUUCCAUUAUUUUGGCAGUUACCUAUAUAUUUUACCUGAUUAUCUGGCAUGGCCCUCGCUCCAUGACCUGACGACCUCCUGUCUCACCCCUCCCACCGUUCCAUCUCCACCUUUCUCUCCUCACCCCUCUCUCUCUCUGUUCGUGUCUGUGGUUGUUUCAUUGUGGCAUUGUGUCUGUCUGUCUCUGCGUAGCCUGGACCUCUCAGAACUGGCCAAGGCAGCUAAGAAGAAGCUGCAAGCGGUGAGUAGUGCUGGGUGGUCAAAGGGUAGGGGCCUUGGGUUAGAGUUAAGGCUUUAUCUGUCUGGUGGACUUCCUGGGUUGUGUUCAUUAGGACACAAGGCAAAACAUUGUGAAACGUUUUCAAUAAAAAAAAAAAAGAGCAUUUCUUAUUGUGCAGGUAUCCCUCCCUUUUUCAGUCUGUUUUCUUCCAUUUGGUGCCUAAUGAGCACGACCCAGAACGCGAGCUGAUCUGAUAAUAAACUGAAGCAGUGGGCCAUGUCUGUAUCAGUGACACUAAUUAUCUAUGACAGAGGACUAUGACUUUCUCCAUUUCCUGUGUAUGGUAUAAUCAAUUCUCCUUUGGCCCAGGCAGCAAAAGGACUGAGCCCUUUAGUGUAGUGCUACUGUUUGUGUUGACAGUACUGCUGUACAUGAUUGUCCUGCAGGUUGGACUAUUAUUCUAACCGUGUGUGUGUGUGUGUAUAUAUUUUUCCCUCGCUGGUAUUUGCUCCAUUGGCAUGCAUUGCUUAUGUUUGUCUUGGUCUUGGCAUCCCAUACAUUUCCUGUGUGUGUGUGUGUGUGUGUGUGUGACAGCUGAACAAUCGAUUGUUUGAGGAGCUGGCCAUGGACGUGUAUGAUGAAGUGGACCGCAGGGAGAACGAUGCAGGUGAGACUCCUUCUCCUCUCCUGUGGAACCCAUCCCCUGCUUCUCCCUCUCCUCCACCUCUCUCUAGAUCUCUCCAUCCUGCGCCUCGUUCUGUCUUUGCCUUUUUGAGUCAUGCAAUCGGUUUGGGCCACUCUGGGGGUGCGUCCAAAAUAGCAUCCCAUUCCCUACAUAGUGUACUACUUUCCACCAAGCCCUGGUCAAAAGUAGUGCACUAUAAAAGGAAUAGGGUGCCAUGUGGGACACAGCCCCAGAGUUGGCUGUUCCCGGGAGAAGGAGUCACUGUUUAGAAAGGAAACGCAUAAACAAAGUCUGUAAAAGGGCACUGGGUGAGGUCUAAAACUAGAGAAGGAGACAGAGUGGGGAAGAAGGAGCGAGUGAGAAGGAGAGAGCGAGUUGGUGAGGAAGAGUCUCUCUCUUUCACUCUCCUCCCUCGCUCUCUCAGAAGCAGGAACAGUCGCAGACUGCGUUGUCUGACAGAGACUCUCCGCAGGUAAGCAGGAUGGGGUAGAGGCAGAGAGCUGGACACACACACAAGCACAUACACACAUGCAUACACACACAGCUCUAGGUAUAACAGGACAUUCUAGGAGGAGAGAAUGUGUAAGUCUGUAACUGUUCUGUGGUCUGUUCCAGUGGAGCGUUGUACUGUGUGUAUGUGUGGGCGGCAGGCAGGGUGUGUUGCUGUGUGUGUUCCAACUUCCAGCUGAAAUGACCUUGUUUCUCUCUCACUCACACAUCAAUGUAUAAUAUCUCUCUCUCUUUCUCUCCUCCUCUCUCCUUCCUCCCCUUUUCCCAGUGUGGCUGACGACUCAGAACCACAGUACUCUGGUGACGGAGCGCAGCGCGGUGCCCUUCCUGCCUGUCAACCCCGAAUACUCAGCCACACGCAACCAGGUAACCACCACUACUUCUAUCACACACACACACAAAACAAACAAAGUAAUGUUUGAUGACUGCCAGCAAAUGCUCUAAUAUCUUAGUUCCAAUGCGUAUUUAUCGUUCUCCAACUGCUGCGUAGGCUUAGUGAUAACAGCAGGCUGAAGGUGAUGCUAGUCACAGAGACACAGGCAGGCAGUAGAAGGGACUAUCGGGAAAACCUCCUAGAGCACGACAGAUUUUAAAAAGGGAACAAAAGAAGAGAACAGAAGGGCAGACGAAGAAAGAUUAAAGUCUGGGCUGAAAUGGAGCGGGAGGGAGCGAGGGAUGAAAGAUCACAUUCUAUGAAUAGUUUUGUGGCUGCACUGGGAUUUCUGAGCUUCUGCCCUGGCUAUAGAGAUAAAGAGACAGAGACAGAGAGAGAGAGAGAGAGAGAGAGAUUUUCCAGCUGUGGAGGAGAGGGGAAACGAAAGGCGGUGUGUGUAUGAUUGUGUGUCCUCCCUCAGUUGGCUAGCUCAUUACUGUAAACAUGGGCCUUAACACAGCAGCACCCUCACCACAGUGAGAUCCCCAGCUAGGAUUGGAUUGAAUAGCGUUGGAGACAGCUGACUGGUCAGUGGUAGUGUGUUUGUUUCAUGCAAGAGCGACUGAGGGAGAAAACACAGACGCGCACACACAGAGGCUGAGGAAAAUGGAUUGUGAUGACCGUGUGCUCACGGUUGGACCGUGUUUAGAAUUGAAACCACAUGGAUACAAAGCCUGUAUUUUUGUCCCCUUAUGCAAACACAAACAUGCAAAUUGCAAGGUGCAAUGUUUAGUGUGUUUGUGUGUGACUCUGUUACUAUGAUCAACUGUAGCCCCUGUGACUGUGCUUUUCCACACCACACCACAUGACCAGUGACCACAGGACUGCAGUACCAGAGACUGUGACUCCAAUUGCUUGAAUAAUACACCAACAAUGUCUGAACUCAUUUUGCUCCUGUAAACCUAUGUCUAUGCGUCGGAGGGUUUUUGAGUACUCAACUGCCUCUUUUUCUCUUUCAGGGUAGACAGAAGUUGGCCCGUUUCAACGCUCGUGAGUUCGCAACGCUAAUUAUCGACAUCCUGAGUGACGCCAAGAGGAGGCAACAGGGGAAAGGCCUGAGCAGCCCUACUGGUGAGGGAGGGGAGAGGUGUGGAGGAGGAGAGGACCGAGGAAAGGAGGAGAGAGGACAGGAAAGGAGGAGUGAAGGGGAGGGGAGCAGAGGGGAGAGGAGAGGGACUGAGCCAGUUCAAACGCGGUCUUUAUGAAUUAAAUGUGCUCUGGACAUUAAGCUGUUUUAGCACGCACUUCAGUCAAUCCAUCCAUUGCAAUGUUUGAGUGAAAAGGAGAAGUUACUGAGAUGUAUUUUAAAUGGCGGGGUUGGGGUUGCCUGGUUGUGUCAUGGUUAGGUCAUCACUAGUUGAGUUGAGCUGUAGUUAUCCUGAUUUUUCUGUGUCUCAAUCUCAAUACGUCUUUCUACGAUUCCUCACAUCCUAUCUCCUCGCCUCCUCCUCAACCGUAUUCGAGGAAAAGGUCAAAGUUCCCUCCCCAAGGACAUUCUUCUCCAAUGCAUUUUGAGAAGGAAGCGAGGAGAGAGUAUGUGAGGAAUCGAGGAAAGAUGAAUUGAGAUUGAGCCAGGGCCUAUGUUGUUGCUCUGAUCCAUCCCUGUAGACUCUAGUCUGGACCUGGGGGCCGACGACGACCAGCAUGACUACGACAGCGUAGCGUCGGAUGAGGACACGGACAGUGAGCUGAACACUCAGAACAACAACAACACACAGCGCAACAACCGGGCCAAGGUAAGGAGUGAAGGGCACAGAAGGAUGGCAGGGUUGUGUUCAUUAGGCAUCAAACAGAAGAAAACAGGGCCAAACGAGGAGGGACCUACCUGAAUUUGUCCAAUGGGAAACGUUUUGCACCAGUUUGCACUAAUGAAUACACCCCCUGGGUUGUGUUCACUAGGCACCAAGCAGCCUGAAACAAAGUGAAAGGGGGAGGUACUAUUCGAACUGGCCUAAUAAGAAGCGCUUGUUUUCUUUUUCCAUUGCAAACCAUUGUGCUAUGUUUUUCUCUACAGGCCAACAUACCAAAGUAUUCCCCUUAAACCCAGUAUAUAGAUGGAUAAAAUGUGUACUGAGAUAAAUGGAGGAGGGAAGGGGUUGAGCAAAGUGACCAGGAAGGGGUCCUGUGCUCCCAGUCCUGCUUUGAGUUAUUAGAGACCCUUCAGAUCAGGGUCCAUACGUAUCAAGCGUCUCAAAAUAGAAGUGCUGAUCUAGGAUCAGGUCUCCACUGUCCAUGUAAUCAUAUUCAUUGUGAUCUAAAAGGCAAAAUUGGUCCUAAAUCAGCACAUAGUUCUUCUUAGCUUCUUCUAGUGAUUGCAGUAUUAUCCCCAGCAGUAUCUUCCUCCCCGCCUGUCCCAGCAUGCCUUGCGGGAGAGGCAGUGCUGCUACUGCUGCCACAUACUUCCACAGUGACAUCACAGCUAUUCUGGGUCUCCAGUCAGAGGAGCAUUGUUCUACGAGCAGGGGAGGAGAGGGAGGCGGGGAGAGGGCGGGGGAGAGGGCGGGGGAGAGGAGGGGAGAGGAGAGGGGGGUGGAAACCCUGUUAAAACAGGCACCCACAGCCACAGGGUGUGGUGGAAAAGCUGCUGUAAAAUGAGAAUUGAAGGUCUACUGUGUGAAGAAGCUCUGUUCUGGUGUGAUACAGACAGGAGCUCUGUGCUUCUCCGAUAUGGCUGAGCUGUGAAUGGAUGUGGAUGCUGUUCAUAGUCAUUUCCAGUUGAGAAGAGAUUUCUCAAAUAUGGUUUGAGUGUUGAAUGUGAAAAUAUAGUUAUUUUAAGCUGUGCUCAGACUUCUCCAUAUACUGCUAAGAGUGAUGAUGAAAUCGAGUGCCGCUUAUUGCUCAGACAAUAGCCCACAUAAACGACUCCAGAAUGCUUGUGUGUGUGUUUUUAGAUUGAGCGUUUUAAUUAUAUUUCUAUGUUGUGUCUGUCCCCUCAGAGCAUGGACUCGUCGGACCUGUCGGACGGGCCCAUCACGCUGCAGGAGUACCUGGAGGUUAAGAAGGCCCUGGCUUCCUCCGAGGCUAAAGUUCAGCAGCUGAUGAAGAUCAACAACAACCUGAGUGAAGAGCUGCACCGGCUGCAGAAAGAGGUAGGGAGAGGAGAUAAAGAUGGAGGUAUGGACGGGAGGAAUGGAUAGAGGGAUGGAUGGAGGGAGUAGAGAGGGAGAGAGUUAGGUCAAGUAGUAGGGAGGGCAGGAUGGAGGGAAGCAUGCAUGGUAGAAAGACGGGAAGAAUUUCAAUAUGUCUAAAUGUUGAUGUGUUAUUAUGCACCAAGAUGUGCUUUUCUAAUUAUAUUUUUCCGCAAGUUAGUGGAAGAUGGAUCCUUUCUGCCUCAGUAUAUUAGUGUGUUAUCACUAUCAGUGUUGGUCUACUCUGUGCCCAGAGCUGUCCUUAUACUGUAAUAAGCUAAGUGUGCAGCUCAGAACAGUAUCUGUUAGUUUUGGUGUAAGCAAUGCAGUUUGUUCUUCAGUGUGUCAAAUAUCAGGUUUCGUUACUUUGUCACUUUGUUUUGGUUCCGUCUCCAUGGUGGUGGUGUUGUUUUGUUCUCAUGAAUGCCUGAGCUAUUGUCCCAUGUCGAUCCCAUCACUCAUCACUCAUGUCUAACACAAGGAGAAAUACCAGCCCCUAGACUCACACAAAUGUCAGCCCCUGCACACACACUUGGAAAAUGCACAGUAGUUCUCUUCCAGUGUUGAUAGUUUGACAGGUACAUACAGGUAAAACAAUAACACAGUGUGGGCUAGAGCAGCAACCCCCCCCCCCCCCCCCGUACACCUCAAUAAACCAUGCAUGUGUAGUUCUCUUAUUUUCCAAAAUUCUAAAGAUCAACCCCUAGUACUGCCAAUAUGUAUGUUUAUUUGGUUAAGAGAACCCAGCAUGUAGUUAUACCCACUAGAUCCACCGACUAGCCAGUUUAACCCCUAAUAUCCACCCAUCAGUAUAGCCUAUAGAUAGCCUAUAGACUCCCUUUAUCCCCAUUAUAGUCUUACCUCCAUCCGUACCUAGUAUGUGGCUAGCUAAAUGAUGCUCCCUGUACAGUACCUGUGUAUGUGGAUGCUUCUCCGUGUGACCUUUGACAUAUUCAGGUGACCCUCCUCCCCUCCCCCGUCCCCACCUCUCCCCGUAGAUCUCGCGGAUGCAGACGGAGAACAGUGCGUUGCGGGGGGGCCAGGUCGGAGGAGGAGGGGGAGCUGGCGGUUUGGGAGGCGGGGGAGGAGGCAGCCCGGCACAUUGGCCAGGGGGGGUGAGAGGCGGGGGAGGUAGGGGAGGGGACCACUCCAGCCUAGCCAUGUCCUCGGCGGCGCCCGCCCACCGGAGGGACAGACAGGCUUUCUCUAUGUACGAGCCAGGGGCCGCCACCCCCAAGCCCCACUCCCACUCCCCGGGCCUGGACUCCCUGACGGACCGCCUGCAGCCUCUGCACCCCAGUGUAAGUGUGAGCAACGCUACGGCCCCCAGAUGGUGAUGGUGAUGGUGAUGGUGAUGUACCACCUGCCCUCCCUGUCUCUACUGCUGCCUACCUCCUUUACUGCUGUCUGGCAUGCACACACCGCUCACCAGUGGAGUGCUCUUCCACUUUAACCCCUAACAUUUGACCCCCAGCCUCUACCGCUGGCUCUAUGCUUUCUGGGCCAGAUGCUGCACGCACCCGCCCCAAAUACACACACACACACACACACACACACAGACACUGCUUAGCCCCUCUACUGAGCCUUCGGCACUGUAGCAAAUCACUCUUCGCCUCCACUCACUUUACAUGAGUUUAUCUCUGAUUGAGGCUUCUUUGUGUGUAGAAAGUCAUGUUUUUAAGCUAAGAUGGCAGGUAGCUUUCCCACCAUUGAUGAGUGAAGAUGUCUAACUCCCGUAUCAUAGCUUUCCCAUUCCCUACCACUAGUGUGUGCAGCACAAGCAUCAGGAAUGUUAGUGGUUUGACCUGCACUGUUAGCCAAUAGCCAUACACACUUCUCAAUGGAUCCUUCAAGGCACUGUGUCAGUGUCAGUUAGUCACUGACCCACUCGGUCACAGUGGAACUAAGAGGGCAGGCAGACCUACACGAAUGUCAGCAGUGCUUGGAUCACCUGUUGGGUGUGUUGACAAACAGUGGCAAUUCAACAUGUGGAAAUGAACAGAAAAUGACGGCUGAUGUUCUGUGGUCAGAGGCGAUAGGACGGCCACCUGCUGCGCACCAGCUGCACACGGCCACCGUUCGUGUUAGUCUGUCUGCGCUCUAAGCUGAUGCAAUACUUACGCACGCACUCACUCUCCCCUGCUUCCAGCCACUCUGACUGGUAUGGGACUUGCAUAGGAAGCCAGGAGGUAAAGUCAGUCUGUCUGUCCAUCUGUCCUGACUCCUGUCUCUGUCUGUCUGUUGCUCGCAUUCUGUGUACAUCCAUCUGUCUAUCCUGUCUGUCUUUGAUUGUGCUCAUUGUUGCAUCCAACCUUUACAUUCCAUUAUCCAUGCGGGUGAUGCAAAAUCCCAAUGCAUAUAUCAGUUUGGUUUAUCCAUGCAUUUUUCCAUGUCUCUUUUUAGUUUGUAUUUUGUAGGGCAUUAGCAAAUGCACAAUUUCUUAUUGUGUAGUUUGUUCAUGUUUUAAAAAAUAAUAAUUAUAGAACCUAGAGAGUUCUAUAUGCUAGGAUAUAUCUAGAUAAGUUGUUUACUAUGUGUUUUUUCUGUGUAUGUCUCGCAUUGAUGCUAAUAAGGCAUUUAUAAGUAAUUUUUUAUGAUGAUAUGGCUAUACUGUAUAUCAUUAAUUUAAAAGUAAAAAAAUGGAUUUACCAAUCCCAGAUUGCCCCUUUUAAAAGUUGUACAGUUUGGGCCACACAGUGGUAAAACCCAGUGCUCUGUUGAAAAGCACAGAUGACGAAGACUUCAUUGUAUGGACAUUAUUUGUGUAUCAUACAGCAUAUGCCAGCAUACAAAUAUUCACAUAGAUGAUCAGUCUUCAUCUAGUUAGUCCAAGAGUGUCCUACUGGCCAUACUCUCUGGGAUAACUCACAGCAUAGGCCCUUAUGUCAGUGAGCUGUGUCUAUAAUUGUGCUGACUGUCUGGGCCUGCAUAAAGUGUCUCAGAGUAGGAGUACUGAGCUAAGAUCAGGGACCCCCCCCUCCCCCCCUAUUUAUUAUCAUUGUAAAAGCCGAAACUGAUCCUAGAUCAGCACUUCUACUCUGAGACGCUUUAUGAAUACGGGCCCCGGCUACUGGUCAGGUCAUCUAUUGUGAAUGUGGCUAGAGAGGAGACGUGAUGUGAGGCAAGCUAAUGAAAGAUAACCGGCUCCUCUGUCUUCUCCUGUGUAUGUCAGACAGUAUGUUUGUGUAUCUGCUAAUGUUAAUGAUGUACUCCUGUGUGUGAGUUGGUCUGGGAUAGUGGCUCACUAACUACUUGGCAGGACCUAGCUCAAAACUCACACAUUUCCUUUGAAUUCCAGUCAACUUGGGUUGUACUCUCACUGACUACAUUUUCAGUAUAAGCCUGUCCUGGGGAAAGUUGCUCGGCAGUUUGGCUGUUGAGUUUUAGUUAGUUAUUUGAUAAAACAAUUCUAAUUUGACCUCGACAUAUGGGCUAGUAUCUCCCCACACAAAGCUGAGCUGACUCUGCUCAAGAAUGGAUAGCGUAUCCUAGUGUUUGAUUGGAAUCUUCCUACUAAACAUAAUUGUCAGGCGGUGUUCCUUCUGCGGUUCCUCUGUUGCUUCUCGUCCUCCUCUGAGUUCCUGUCCCGUUCUGUCCCACCUCCAGGUGAGGAAGGGGGGUCCUGGCUGUCCGACACCCUAUGGAGGACCACACCUCUCUGGCUCAAUGGAGAUGGGGAGAUACAUGGUAAGACUGGCUGGCUGUCGCCCUCCUUUACAGUUGGUCAACUCAUCUGUGACUUCCAGGCUACUUCGCGACCAACCCCAGACCGUGACGGCUGAAACAUUCAGUGGCGUCUUAUGAAUGCUGACACUGUUUUAUACACCAAUAUGAGCUGAUACAUUGCUGAGGAUUGUAUAUUGUGGCUUAGUGUAAUUGUUUGUGUGAAUGGCUUGCUAUUGUUUGGUUAAUAAAUGCCUUGCCAUACUCUCACUGAUGUCUGCCUUUAGAAUCACUACUGCUACCAUUGAUGCUGAUAAGGUGUUCUGUUUGUCCACAGGGCCCUAAAGGAGAGAAGCACGGCAGUGGUACUGAUAGUGACUAUGACAACACUCAGACAUAUGAGCUGUCGCUAAGGUAAGUCUGGGGUGGUGGAGGGAUAUCUAGAGCAGAUGGCUGGCCAGUGACCGGGUCAUUCUGGAGUCUCCCCCAACGUGGAGCGGGGGCAGACAGGCCGGGCUCGAGGGUCUACCUAGACAUCUAGCAGACUGACUGACUUAGUCUUUGUCAAGGACAUAUUUACUGUGGUGAUUACUUCAGAGAUGCUUACCUCUCUUCUCAUCUCAAUGUGGGAAUUGCAGGCUAAUGUAGAGAUUGUACUGAUUUUGUGUGUGUCUUACAGUAGGGGGCGCAGCAGUGAAGAGGAGGGCCGGGGGGAGUCUGAGGAGUGGGGUGGGGGUGAAGGGGGUGAGCCAGACCCUACCCUGCCCUGCACCGAAGACGUCAUCCUCAAGACGGAGCAGGUGACCAAAAACAUCCAGGAGCUUCUGAGGGCCGCACAGGAGUUCAAACACGACAGGUAGGCCCUGACUACGAGACUCACUCCAUGACACAGUCGGGUGAGGCUUACGUUGCAUCUGGUGGUAACAAGAGUUUGGCUUACGUUGUAUCUAUGGUGGUAACUUGAGUUUGGCUUACGUUGUAUCUAUGGUGGUAACAAGAGGUUGUCUUAUGUUACCCAGUUUCAUUCCAUGCUCUGAGAAGAUCCACUCUGCUGUCACUGAAAUGGCCUCUCUCUUUCCCAAGGUAAGGUUUUGCGCUCUCUCUCUCUUUUUCUAGAAUUUCCUUAAAGAUUCCGUAUUGUGUGAAACUGCCACCACCAGUUGUUGUUGUUGUUAUUAUUGUUGUUGUUUUUGUUGUUUAUUAUUACAACAACAAAGAAGUUGCUUCAAACAACUUUUUUUUUAAUGCAUGAUAGAACAGAAGAAUAUGUACUGCACAUUUUUUGGGGACCAAAUAUGGAUUGUAGCUUUAAGCAGUAAGUGUUGUCUCCCCUCAGCGGCCUGCUCUAGACGCCGUGCACUGCUCCCUGCGCCUCCUGGCGUCCAGCGCCUCCCGCCUCCAGGUGGAGUGUCGCAAGGCGGCACCCUCGGAACUGUCAGCGCCCGCCGUCGACUACCAGCUGCUCACCCAGCAGGUCAUCCAGUGCGCCUAUGACAUCGCCAAGGCUGCCAAGCAACUGGUCACCAUCACCACCCGCGAGAAGAAACAUUGA